Molecule: messenger RNA, 8248 nt
Organism: Betta splendens (Siamese fighting fish)
Lineage: Eukaryota; Metazoa; Chordata; Actinopteri; Anabantiformes; Osphronemidae
Gene: raver2
Product: ribonucleoprotein, PTB-binding 2
Exons: 17
Coding region: 287-2914 (875 amino acids)
Cellular component (GO): cytosol
Molecular function (GO): mRNA binding
Source: RefSeq, a predicted model, not a curated record
ACACGGAACACGAGUUUGACGGAUCAACGGUCGUAUUGACGGAUUCCAACGGGCUCCUAUACGUUGAGCAGACAGUUGGGGUCGCCAGGAGUCCGAGGUGGACGCCGUUCCAGGCGCAGUCAAACCGCUCAGAUCUACCGGAGUUUGGUCUUUUAGCCUCGGCAACAUAAAACCUCGGUUGGAAGAAGCCGCGUGCAGCGCGUGCCCGGUUGGAGCUUCACUGUUUCAGAAGCGACAAAAUAGAAAAACAACACAACCCAAAAAAAACGCGGCACAGAGACCCAAGAUGGCGGCAGCCUCAUCCAUCCAGCCGCCCAGCGUUCACUCUUCUCUCGCCCGGGAGAGCGCACUUUCCCCGGAGAUGGACAGCCCCGAGAGCAGGCAGCCAGAGGACGAGGAGGCGGCGGCGGCGCCGCCGUCCGAGCCGGGAAUUAGCCCCCGCGACCUGCCGGACCUGGAGCCGGAGGAGAUCGAGAGGAGACUGGCCAAAACUCGCCAGGAGCUGAGCAACAGGAGGAAAAUCCUCAUUAAGAACCUGCCGCCCGACACCACCAACCAGGAAGUAUAUGACAUUCUCAAAGAGUAUGAGUUGAAGUACUGCUUUGUCGACCGCAACAAAGGCACAGCCUUUGUGACUUUGCUGAACGGGGACCAGGCUCAGGAUGCCAUCCGCUCCCUCCACCACAGCACUGUCCGUGGACGCCUGAUCAACGUCACUCUGCAGCCCACCGACUCGCUGCUCUGCCUCACCAACCUGCCCCACACCUUCACCGCCCAACAGUUCGAGGAGCUGGUGCGCUCCUACGGCAACAUCGAGCGCUCCUUCCUGGUGUACAGCGAGCUGACGGGCCACUCCAAGGGAUAUGGCUUUGUUGAGUACAUGAAGAAGGACUCUGCUUCUCGGGCCCGAUCUGAGCUGCUGGGCCGACCGCUGGGUGAUCGCUCGCUGAUGGUGCAGUGGAUGGACGUCAAUCAGCUGAGCCAGGAGGAGAACCUGCACUCCAAGUGUUUGUGUGUGGACCGACUGCCGCUUGACCUUUGUGACUCAGAGGAACUGACCCAGCUCUUCUCUGAAACCUACAAACCUGUCUUCUGCCAGCUUGCGCAGGACGAGGGCAGCCCCGUGCGGGGCUUCGGCGUGGUGGAGUACGACAGCGCGGAGCAGGCCGAGGCUGUGCUGAUAGAAAUGGACCGGACGCUGGUGGGAGGACACGAGGUCCGUCUGUCCCUCUGCACCCCGGGCACCUCAGGGAGGAGCACUCUGGCCGCACUCAUCGCCGCGCAGGGUAUGAUUCUGAGUAAUAGAAAAGGUCUGCUACCAGAACCAAACCUGGCCCAGUUGCUGACCAGUAUGACGAACCCCGCUGCCCUGCAGAUCCUCAUGAGACCGUACCACACUGGGAAAAGAGGAGGGAAGUACGGCUGUCACGCCAGUCUGCCGUUCCUCAGACCUCCUCUCACCUCAGCGCUGCUCACUUUAGGGAAAGCACACCAGAACGCGAUGCUGGGUAACGGCCUCGUUCUCCAGAACCUCCUGCAUAUGCAGCUCGCACAGCAGCAGCUUCUUCACAUCAAAGACAAGCGCCUCAGUAGUGUCUCCAGUCUGCUCGGGGAUCCAUCCAGGCUGCUGAUGCAGAAAGCUUUGUCCCUGCGGCCUCCAGGCCUUGUGCAGCUGGGGAAAGGCCUCCUGGGGGACUCCCCUACAGAGAUGGUCCAGGAGUCAGUGCCAGUGUCUACCCACAAUGCCACAGUAGUGGUUUCAGCAGCAGGUGUGAUGCCGUACCUCCAGAGUCGUACUGGGGCCGUGGAGCCAAGCAGCACCCUGUCGAUCCCCACCACCCCCUCAGCUUCCUCCUCCACUCCGUCUUCUUCCUCCACCUCAUGCGACAGGCAGCCGGCUCCUCCGGGGACCAUGGUGAGCUCCCAGCUGGCAGGACAGAGCUACUCCUUGGGUAUAAGUAACCCAGGCCAUGGCCUACCCCCCCCUAAACCCCCCGGGGGAGGUUAUACAUCAUCAGGCCAGCACAACAGCACAAACGGCUGCCCUCUGACCAACAUGGUCAGCAGUGGUCAGAGUUCACUGCUGGGUGAUCCUCCUAAAGAAGUCAGGUUGCCCUCUAACCCGUAUUUGAACCUGGCCAGUGUGAUGCCCGGCGUCAUCCUCCAAGGGUCAGUGGGGACCAAAGCCCACGGCGGACAGUCAGGAUCUGGAGUUUACGGCGCCUCCGUGGCUCCAGUCGUCUCCCAGGCCUCCAGCUCCUUCUCACACAGUGCUGCAACUUCCACGAGCGCUGCGUACGCCACUGACACCUCCACUGACUACAGCCAGUACAACCAGGCCUACACACAGGAAGCCAUGCAGCAGUGGUACCAGCACUACCAGGCAGCACAGACCCACUCCUACAGCACCGCUGCUCCACAGGAGGGAACGGCCUCGGACUACAGCAAGGAGCACGCACAGGCUCCCCCCGUGUCCUCCUAUGGGGAUUACAGCUCCUACAUGCAGGCCAUGACCCAGUACUACUCCCAGCCUGCAGCCACCAACCCGGCCUACGGCAACAAGGAGGAGGUGUGUAAACCCCUGGGCGUGUCCCUCCACGCCGUCAGCAGCGGCGCGGCUCCGCCCCCUGCUGUGCUGCCGGCCGCCGCCGUGCUGCCGGCCUACGGCGCCCUGCCGCUGGUGCCCGGCUUCCUCGGGGCGCCGCACCCGGCCGCGGCCACGCCCAGCCCCGUGGCCCACGCCGCCGCCCCCGACUGGAACGCCUACUACUACAAUCAGACAAGGGGCCACAAGAGGGAGUACCCUCAGCUGGUGGUGCAGGAGGUGGCGUCCUCAGACGGCGCCUACAUCGGGCAGCACUCCCAGGGUCUGGGGGGGCAGUACGCUGACUACUUUAAAAGGAAGAGGCUCUAGUUCCAACCAAACCACCGUAAAGCCUAAAGCUUAUGGGGGGGGGGCGUCUGCUGGCUGUCACACUGCCCUCUAGUGGCCUUUCUGUGGCUGCCAUUUUGCAUCCCUACAGUAGGUGUUGAGUUUACAGUAGUAGAACUAGGGGUGCAGGUGGCUCAAGUGAACGCAAGCCAUAGUGCUCUUUGGAUUCCAGCACUUAGACACACACACACACACACACACACACACACACACACACACACACACACACACACAGCUUUUGUCCUGUUCAAGCCUUAACUUAACCUGUCGUUUCCUGGUCAGUGUCCGUGGGUCCUAAGCGAUCGAUAAUAUCCUGUACUUUUUUAUUAAUAUGAUAUAAACGACGGCAUAUUGUAUCUGUGUAGAAGCUGCUUUUGUAUCUGCAUCCGGGCGAGCCGUCUGUCUGCUGAACCCGUCUUAGGACUCGGGUCCCUCCGUGUUUCCUUUUAUUUCCUGGAGACAAAAGCUCGUCGCGCGCUCUUCACUUUGAUGCGUCACUCGCAAUGACACGUGUUUGUUCCCGCUUCAGUGUCUUUUCUCUUUCCCUUUUAUUGCCCAGGUUCCUCUUUAAUAUCUCCCCGUGGGGAAUUAGAGUGCACGCGCGUGCUCGUGUUUGAUACGCUGUAUCUGUAGGAAGCGUCAGCCAUUUCAAUCCCAAGCUUGGGAGCACAUCAGGAAAACAAGGGCCUGAACAAAUCAAAGCGAUUUAUCGCAGGGACUUAAAAUGGCUUCCCUCAACGAAUGGACCUUUCUUCUACAGACUGAACUCCAAACAAAAGGCUCGUGUACAUACGCUGUGUAACACAGACUAUAGACAGACUAUAUAAAGCCAUGCGUAACCGACAAUAUCUUAUUUAAAGGACAUUUCCACAGUUUUUCUUUGCACAUUUACUUUGUGUCGGGUGUUUUUCAGUCUAUACUAAUGUGUGUAUGUAAAAUAAUCCAAUAUUAUCUGUGGUUCUAACGGGAGCUUUAGAACACAAGUGUCCUGCACAUGCGCUUCUCGGUUCUGACACGAGGCCGAACCCGGAUGUUUGAGGGUUCUGCUGUCGCACAGCCUGCAGCGGUUCCUCCUGCUGUAGCGUGUGUGUUCGCUCGCUGUGGUGUAAAUACCAAGACGCUGUAUUUACCAGGACACAGUUUGGCCUUUUGACAGCUUUUCCGCCUUUUUUUUUUUUCUUCAUCAGUGACUGACGGUGAACACGCGCCUGUGCGUGUGUUUUUCUCAUGAGACGCUGGAGUUGGUUUAAAGUUCUAUGUCACAAAGCAAAAAAGUUGUAUUUAGCUACUUCUAACUAUUGUUUUUUAAAGGGUUCAUUUGUUUCCAGUGGCUUUUAUGGAGGACUGUGUGACUUAGCUUUAUGACAAACACUUCUGUAUGUUUUGGUUAAUAUUUGAAGCUAUUUUUAUUAUUACAGCCCCGUUUUGUACCACUGUUAUCAAUAACAGAGCACAAGUUGAGGUGUUUCAUGUCUAGUGAGUUCACUGGAUGUUUGCUGUAGAGUUUGGACUUUAGGUUUGUAAUGUGCACAUGACUCUUACCUGACAAACCGGCAAUAACUAAAGCUCCUACUAUACUGUAGUAAGUUGAAUGUAACAUGUUUAUUUUGCUGUGUAAUAUUCUAGGAGACGCUCCGUGUAACAGCAGUGGGUUAAUACCAGUGUUUGCUAAAAAACAACAACAACAACAACAACAACAACAACUUUUGAAUGCGUGUUUGUGUUCUUCUAACCUCCUGAUUGUUUGAAACGGACCCAACGUUACUUGCGUCGCCAUGGCAACCACGCGUCACACACCGCCAAGGCCGGUCCCGACGCGCGUCGUGACGCACACGUGCACACGCAGUAACGGAGUCAGUGACGUGGAGGAGAGUUAGCGUUAACGGCAAUACAGACGCCUCCACCGGGGCACGCGCUCCAGAGCCGAGCUGCGCGGGAAGCCGUGACCCACCUCCUUCUGAUCCGGACAGUUGGGCUCUUAUUUCUGUAGGAGUGUGACAUCUGGUGGCGGUUUCACAAUGUUUAUAUUCAAACUUGAACAAAAUGGCAUUGAAGUAAAAAUUCAUUUGAUUUUAUUAACGAUAAUAAGACGUCGGAACAAUAAACACAACUUCAUAUCUUCAACUGUAUUUUCAGUUUCAUUGAGCCUAAAUCAGGAAUAUUUCAGUUGCUUCUAUUUUUUAUUCUGUGUCUUUAAUGCAGCAGAUUUCAGUUGUCACUGAGCUCCAUACUAAAGUGAAUGUUCACACACACACAUAUAUAUAUAUGAAUACGUUACGCCUUUACAUUACUCAAAAUUCUUUGUUUUGAACAGAGAGAAGUCACAUUUUAAUUUGAUAGAGGUCGGAAACUUAAAGAAACGUUUACUGCGCCAGUGUUGGGAUGAAUGUCAUGACAUACAAAAACAAACAUGUAUUUACAGCAAAGGGCAACAGCAGACGAAGCCAUCAAAACCCGUGCACGCGCGAAGGGUUCAUUUCAUAACGGGUUUCCUUCCAAGUGCAACGAGUUCUGGAGUCAGUUCUGUUGUUGCAGGUGUUGAUCAGUUCGGUCGGAUCUGUGAAAGGCUUUGUUGACGUUGAAGAUUUGCUCGCGCACGUAGGUCGAACCCAAUGACGUCAGCAUCUUUGGUUCGGACGCGAAAAAGUUGAAGAAAUGAGCUAAGGACGUUUCCGUUUGUCUGCAGAAUGACGUCAGCGUCGGUUUCCAGGCUCUAGCGUUUGUUUACAUGUCAUAGACGAGCUUUUUUCCGCUCGUGGCUUCACGUUCAGCUUCAGGAAGCGCGUCGGAUUCACGGUAACUCCAAACAUCUGAUCUGUGUGAGCUCCAACAUUUAGACGGACCCUGUCUGACUUACAGCAAAUCAACCUGUAACUGUUCAGACACGGGCCACAGGUUGUGAGCCGCCAGAACCUGAGGCAGCAGUUAGACGGGACCUGUGUGUGUCUGUGUCUGUCUGUCUGUCUGUCUGCACGUCUGUCACAGCUGAUCCAGGGUCUGUCACGCGCUGAGCUUUUUUCCAGCUUUACUCCAACACCUGCGUCAGCGUUUUCUCUCCUCCGUGUCCGUCUGGCUCCGAACCCGCACCCACUGAACUGCAGCGCGUGCGUGUUUGUCAGCUGGUGACAAGUAAAACCCGUGUGAGCCUCGGUUCUGCAGGUCCACGUCAACGGCGACAGACGGACGGAGAGUUUCGGCUCAAAUCACUGUAACCACUCGUGUUCACGUCGUUAAAGUUUCCUGACUUUGGCUUCGACGUGAACUCUGACCCCGUCUGCUCUCUGGUGCAGAUCGACUCGAGGUUCGGUGUCGCUUGUGGAAAUGACACCUAAUGAGAGGUGAGCUUCUUUCAGCCGCUGUCAGUGUUGGGCUCCUGGCAGGUGCUGUGGGUAGAGACAGGCUCCACGAUGAAGGGGUAGAAAAACAAGUGCAGCCUCGUUCUCGUUAUUCUGGCCUUCUCCUGCAGAGGUGUCGCGCGCGCGCACACACACACACACACACACACACACACACACACACACACACACACACACACACACACACACACACACGCUCUAUAUUCCUCCUCCUGCGCUCCUUUCUACCACAGAUGACAGACUCAGACAGUGGUCCGUGUGUGAUAUUCUACAUGUGUGUGUUGAUGUGUUCAGGUGCUCAUGUUGGAUUCCUUUCAGCUUCGUACUUGAUGCGUUACUUGGUUGGUUCGCUCCAUCACUUGUAGUCACGCGUGCUGUGGGUAACGUGAGACCCGGUCAGAUGCAGAUGUUGAGGCAGACUCCGUGUUCCUCUCUGGCAGCUGCUGGAGAAGUGGACCUGAGUUUAACGCUUCAGACACUUGUCUCUUUGGUCCUCGUCGUCUCUCGUCCGUCACGCUGCAUGUGAUGUCAUUCCCCACUGUCUUCCUCCCUCUACGGGUCUAAAGAGUACAUGCGUUGUUUGUGUUUUUAACAUCAUACAAGGUGCAAUAAAGAACCAGUCAAUAUUUUCUAUAUUGUCUUUCUCACUUAGUCUGUGGCAUCUGAGAUCUGUUUCUGUUGCACAAAUCAUUGCUUCGAUCUUUCAGCGUUUUGACGCCGGCUGCAUGUUUGGAGUCGACUAAUCAGACGCCUCCGUGAUGGACUGUGACGCGGCUCCUUGGAGAUUUGAACACGUGUUAGUACUGAAGCGAUGAGUCCACGGUGUUUCUUUACCCUGGAGGUGGAGCCUAGUUAAUGUCACAGGACGAGUGGUUCAGAGACACCUUUGAUUUUAGAGCUGAGUCUGCACCAAGUGCUGAUCACUUUUUCUUAAUGCACUUCUGCAGCAGAUGUUGAUUUUCUUAAUGCUUUAAGUCUAAUUCUGCUUCUACUAUUUCUAAGCACCGUAGGAAGCGCGAUAUUUUAAACGUUUAGUCCACUUUGUUUUAGAUUUGAUCUUUAAACCUCCUCCCAGAGCUGAGCAGCUGGAGCAAACGGUGCGUCUGCAUUUCCUUCUUUUCUGUGACAUCUCAUGAUGAUUGUACACAAAAGUGGCCUGAAAGCAGCACAGCUCAGUCUGAAGGCUGAAGGACCGGCGCCUGUCAGAACCAGCUGCCGUUUGCACCUUGGAGAGUUCAACACCAAUUCUGUUGCUGUGGAAUUUUUUUUUUUGUUUUUGUUUUAAUUUUCAGUCCUGAGUCACUGGAUGAAUUGAUGACAUAAAAAUGUAAUUGAUUUUCUUUGUGUUGUGUAGAUGAACUACUUUUUGUUUGUAGGAUGAACAAAAAACUAAAAGUCACUUCAGGGUAAAACCCAGAUUUUUCUUGUGUAAAUGGAGCCUCUCCGCUUUGGCGUGUUGCCAUUGUAUAAUCAACAAUACUAAGGUAAAACAUGAGGCUGGACUUUGCAAUAGUGCACGUGUGUGUGUGUGUGCGUGCGUGUGUUGAAUAGAAGCUUUGCGUUACUGUAUUCCUGGUUUCCCGACACUUUAACGGCUGUAGAAAAACGUUGCUGUGCUUCUCGCCUUGUAAACAGUUUUUGAAGUGAAUGGAUUUUUUUCUGACCUUAAAACUAACUGUAGAUUUUUCUGAAUUUUAUAUCUUACUGACAUCAAUAUUGGUUUACUGUGAAUAAGGUAUUUCUAGAGCAGCAUGAACAGUAACAACUGUAAAAUCUAGAGCAAACUGUUUGCAGUAGUCGCACAUGGACUGACAUGGACAUUGAUUUUAUUUAUUUUUUCAUUGUAUUUAUGGAUACUUUUACCUCCCAUAAUCAUACUUGUUAUAUUUUGAAAAAUAUAUAUUUCUUUUCUUUUGAGCGGGAGAUGUCUUCUACAUUCCUAAAUAAACUGUGGACUGAA